UGUUGAGUCGCGCGCCGCCUCGCAGACGGCAGAAGUCAACUAAAGAAUUUCUGGCUCCAGCUGAUUCGGUCGCCAUCUUUGUCACGAACAUAAACAACACCAGCGAGUCGCGUUGGCAUUUUCGGAUGCGGCGCUGUCAUUUCAAAGGAAGCGACCACAGUCUUCUCCAGCUGCUGCGCCGACUUCACCCGCCGGACAUGACAGUUUGAUGCGGUCACCGGAGCCUGAGCCGCGUCGGUCGGAGAUGGGAAUCCAGUGUGGAUUUCCUCAACGGGAGGGAGCGGAGGUUUAAAGAGGGGGGGGCGGGGAGGGCAGCAGCAGCAAGCAAGAGGGGCCUUGCUGCUCGUCAGCCCCGAGGAGAUGGACCAGGAGUACGAGAGGCGGCUGCUGAGGCAAAUCAACCACCAGAACCUGCCCACAGAGGCCCGCCUGUCAAAGUGUGUGAGUGCUACCUGCAGCCCUGUCAGUGUAAAGUCAGGGGACCGCUUCAUUCCCACCCGAGCCGGAAGCAACUGGAGCAUCAACUUCCACUACGCCAACGAGAACUGUCGCUCCCCGAACCAGAACCACAAAGCAAAAGAUGCCAGCUCAGAUUCAAGCAAAGAUGCUGUUGCGUACGCUGCCCUGUUGAGGAAUGAGUUACUGGGGGCAGGGAUAGAGACUGUGCCAGACCCUCACACAGACGAUCGGCGGCAUGCAGUCCUCUCUCAAGACUCUCACAGCCUUUUUAGGUACACCGUCCACACUAAGAGAGUGCCUUUCGAUAGCGAUAACGAAGUCUCACCAUACUCCCUUUCUCCACUUAGUAACAAGAGUCACAAGCUGCUCCGCUCCCCUCGCAAACCAGCCCGUAAGAUCUCAAAGAUCCCCUUCAAAGUGCUGGACGCUCCGGAGCUGCAGGAUGACUUCUACCUCAACCUGGUAGACUGGUCAGCGGGCAACCUGCUGAGUGUCGGCCUGGGAGCCUGCGUCUACCUGUGGAGUGCCUGCACCAGCCAGGUGACAAGGUUAUGUGACUUGUCGGUGGAUGGAGACUCUGUUACAUCAGUUUGUUGGAACGAGAGGGGGAGUCUUGUUGCCGUUGGGACCCAUAAGGGUUACGUUCAGAUCUGGGACGCAGCAGGAGGGAGGAAGCUGACCAGUCUGGAGGGUCACUCAGCACGUGUAGGUGCUCUGGCAUGGAACGGCGAGCAGCUGUCGUCGGGGAGUCGGGACCGAGUGAUCCUGCAGCGAGACGUCAGAACACCUCCAACUGCUGAGAGGAGGCUACAAGGUCACAGACAGGAAGUGUGCGGUCUCAAAUGGUCUCCAGACCACCAGCACCUCGCAUCCGGAGGCAACGACAACAAGCUCCUGGUGUGGAACAGCUCCAGCCUUCUCCCUGUGCAGCAGUACAGUGACCACCUGGCAGCGGUGAAGGCCAUCGCCUGGUCGCCACACCAACACGGGCUGCUAGCAUCAGGUGGAGGCACCGCCGACCGCUGCCUGCGCUUCUGGAACACGCUGACGGGUCAGGCGCUGCAGAGCACAGACACCGGCUCCCAGGUCUGCAACCUGGCAUGGUCCAAACACGCCAACGAACUGGUGAGCACUCACGGCUACUCUCAGAACCAGAUCCUGGUGUGGAAGUAUCCAUCACUAACACAAGUGGCCAAGCUGACAGGACACUCCUACAGAGUGUUGUAUCUGGCUGUCUCACCAGAUGGGGAGGCUAUCGUUACAGGAGCCGGGGAUGAGACACUACGUUUCUGGAAUGUCUUCAGUAAGACACGCUGCACCAAGGAAUCCAAGUCAGUGCUGAACCUCUUCACGAGAAUACGAUAAUGAACCCGGCUCCGGGGUCAGGACUGCUUUUUGUGAGGAGCCUGCUGAGCUGUGUUUUGAAACACACGAACAACACUCACAAAGACUGGAUCCUUCUCAUCUCAGCACCACGUGUGCACCAACCACCACUACAUCGAUCCUUCUCACAUCCACUUUUUCUACAGAGGAUCCCAACUUCCAACGACAACUGCCAUCCCUCACAGUGACGUCACUGAAUAAAACGAACAUUAGUCUGUCGUCAGGACACGUCGUCUGCUUAAAAAAAAAAAAAAAAGUCUUGUUUUUUUGUUUUCUUUUCUGUUGUGAAAGUGAUGAAAUUGUUUUAUUAUAUAUUAGCAGAAGCAUACAUGUACAAGAGUUCUAAGCUAUAUAAUGUAACGACGACACAUUUUUAAAAGGCUCUCCUUUGCGGAGAGAGAAGAAGAAGAAGCCUGGCUCGGGUGGGGGCGGGGUGGGGUUUCUAUAUUUUGAUAAUGUGUGAGUAUGAUCUGCGAGCAGUAUACAACAGAAGAGAAACAAUAAAUAAGUGAAGACACGCACACACACAGUU
Molecule: messenger RNA, 2374 nt
Organism: Larimichthys crocea (large yellow croaker)
Lineage: Eukaryota; Metazoa; Chordata; Actinopteri; Sciaenidae
Gene: fzr1b
Product: fizzy/cell division cycle 20 related 1b
Exons: 14
Coding region: 361-1824 (487 amino acids)
Biological process (GO): positive regulation of anaphase-promoting complex-dependent catabolic process; anaphase-promoting complex-dependent catabolic process; positive regulation of ubiquitin protein ligase activity
Cellular component (GO): anaphase-promoting complex
Molecular function (GO): anaphase-promoting complex binding; protein binding; ubiquitin ligase activator activity
Source: RefSeq, a predicted model, not a curated record